This is a messenger RNA of Moneuplotes crassus, 945 nucleotides long. The record is from the annotation of a GenBank genome assembly. NCBI's taxonomy places the organism in Eukaryota, Ciliophora, Spirotrichea, Euplotida, Euplotidae.
UUAAUUAACAAAGAUGAUUAAUCCAACAUUUAAGGGAAGUCUGACAAGGAUCUCAGCCAGGAUUUCUAAGGAUAUCCAGGAGGUAUUGGCCUUCUUUGGUAAUGAGAGGUACAAGAUUAGGAGGUUUAGUUCUGAGCUGGAUUCGAAGGAAAUAGAUGUCUAUGUGCAAGAGCCACAUGAGAAGGAUAUUGAGGUCCAGCAUAGUGCUGUUAUUAAGCCCGCAGUGAGCAGCAGCCUUAGUUGUUUUAAUGAAGAAAAUAAAGGUGAAGUCGAGAUGGACUGUGACACCCCAGAGAUAGGCAAUGUUUCAUGAGCUGUAGAGAAAAGCAUCAUUGUCCCUCUAUCAAUUGUGAGAAAAGAUAAUCAAUCGGGCACUUCCCACUGGCAUAUAAUUAUCACACCGAGGUAUCCCUUCGAACCUCCCCAAGUCUAUAACUUAAACAGCAUCUCUCAUGAAGAGAUUGAUGCUUCAGGGAGGCUAUUAGUCAGCGCACUUACAACAUGUUGGUCUCCAGUAUUGACCCUAAGUUCGGUGAUUUAUAUUCUGGAGCUAUUCAUUUGUGGGACUUGAAAUGAUCUUAACCCUCAAGAGAUCCUACACCUUAAUGAGCCCAAGAAUUGCUCAGAAUUUAUCGGUAGUUUAGAAAGUACCUCCAUAUCAAAUCCCGAUGAGAACAAAUCCAAAUUCACCGGAACAAAAUUGAAGAAGAAAAGUUUCUUUUUUAGAAAGAGAAGAUUUGAUAGCAUGGAGAGAGACGAUGAUACUCAAUGCAGUACGAAUGAGAGCCCGACCUUAAAGGGCAGCGGAAAGAAAAUCAAAAAGACCCCGACCCCCGAAGAUGAUAUAUUGAUCACAAAUUUCUCAAAGAAAAUGGUGAUCAACAGCAAAAGUUUCAACAAGUUCGAAAUUGGAUUUUAACAAUUAAGUUCUUUAAACAAUAUUUU